Molecule: messenger RNA, 1954 nt
Organism: Ahaetulla prasina
Lineage: Eukaryota; Metazoa; Chordata; Lepidosauria; Squamata; Colubridae
Gene: TSPAN1
Product: tetraspanin 1
Exons: 8
Coding region: 128-862 (244 amino acids)
Cellular component (GO): membrane
Source: RefSeq, a predicted model, not a curated record
GAUUCAUCUAAUAGGUUGAAACAAUUUCUUCAUAUUACUUAAGAGUUGAUUGCUCUGUCAAGUGUAAAGGUAGUGAGACUUGUUCAGGUUAAUUUUGGAGUUAGUUGGUGCCCUUAAAGCUGUCAAAAUGAGCUGCUUUACAUUCCUGAAGGUCAUGAUGAUUUUGUUUAACCUGGCCAUAUUUCUUGGCGGAGCAGCGCUGCUGGGCAUUGGGAUCUGGGUUAGUGUUGACAGUAAAUCCUUCCUCAAUAUAUUUGGUGCGAUAUCCGCCAGUGUCCUCCAAUUUGUGCACGUUGGUUACCUCCUCAUUGCCAUUGGAGUUGUUCUGUUCCUGCUGGGUUUCCUAGGAUGCUGUGGAGCUCAGAAAGAGAGCAAGUGCCUUCUGAUCACGUUCUUCAGUAUUAUCCUGAUCAUCUUCAUAAUUGAAGUUGCUGGUGCGGUGGUAGCUUUGGUUUACACAUCACUCGCACAGACUCUAUUGCAAGCAACAGUGGCAAAAUUACUAAAAGAUGACUAUGGGAAAGAUAGCCCACUUACUGAAGCAUGGAAUGUUACAAUGACUGAGCUGAAAUGCUGUGGUUUAUCAAAUUACACAGACUUUAAUAACUCCUAUUUCUACAAGGCCUCAAAGCACUUUUAUCCAGGGCAAUGCUGCAAUUCUUCCAUCUUGUCUGUCUCUGGCACUACUUGCAAUGAAACUCUAGCUGAAAACUCUGCAGUGAAGGGCUGCUUCGAUCAGAUGCUGACUGAAAUUCGUAGGAAUGCAGCUGUAGUGGGUGGAGUUGCAGCUGGAAUUGGGGCCUUAGAGAUUGGAGCAAUGGCAGUGGCAAUGUACCUUUAUUGCAAAAUGGAUGAAAAGUGACUGGGAUAGGCAAAGGAAAGGAUUACCUUCCCACAAGCCAAACCUAUGACACAACACUUUCUUAACCCGUAUCUACAGCAAUUAAACAUUUCAUGGGCCUGGGGCCUGAAUGUAUAAUUAACCAAUUGACUCUACCCAGAUGGAAUCUUUAGCAUGUACAUAAAUGAAAUUGUGAAAAGCAAUGUUAUAAGAAAACUCUAUUAACAGAAAGGUCCUUUGAAUUGAAAGCCAGAAAUGGGAGGUGGGGGUGGGGGGUGGAGGAAACAAAAGUAAACCUGGAAAUGUUUGUGCCUUCUAAAAAUGGCCUUUUUUAAUAUGUGCAGUGUGAAGAUUUCUGCUAGCUUUGAUAUUUGUCAACCUGGGUUGUAGAAAAUCUCUUUAAGAAUAAAUGAUCCAGAAUGGAUUUAAAUGGAUUUAUUUGAAAAGCUUGGGACUGAUUACCGUAUAUACUCGAAUAUAAGCCGAUCCGAGUAUAAGCCGAGGUCCCCAAUUUUACCCCAAAAACUGGGGUAAACUGGGGACUCGAGUAUAAGCCGAGGGUGGGAAAUGAGGCACCUACCGGUUGGGGAAACCCUCCCUCCCUCAGCUGAGAAGGCUGGCGGCUCCCCCGCCCCGCCCUCUCACUGCACCGGCAGGGCUUCCGUCCGGUAAAAUGUGAAAAAAAGAAAAAAAAACAACUUGAGUAUAAGCCGUAUAUACUCGAGUAUAAGCCGAGGGGCUUAAAAAAAAAAAAACUCGAGUAUAAGCCGUAUAGACCCGAGUAUAAGCCGAGGGGACGUUUUUCAGCACAAAAAAUGUGCUGAAAAACUCGGCUUAUACUCGAGUAUAUACGGUAAUUGAAAUACCUGUGUAUUACCAAUGGGGAAUCAGCAUUAUUUUUGUUCUUGACAUAAAAUAAUAGAUGAGCAAUUGUUUGUCUACUGCUGGGGGAAAACAUGGCUGUAAAAAUUGAUAGGAAAGGAAAUGAUUUUCUAAGGACUGAAAGGGUGUCUGAUUGAGCUGGCUGUGUAUGAAAGGAGUUUCCCUUUGUAACUAAUUUUAUUGUACAUGAUGUAGUCCUCUAUUUUUUUAUUCUGUGUGAAUACAGUUUAA